AUGGCCAACCUCAUCGACGACGACUACAUACUAAUCCCCCAUCCAAACGACACCAUCGCCAAAAAAUCCACAACACCCAACUACCUCUCCACAAUCUCCACCCACAUCAACAGCCUGAGUCCAAAACUCGGUGGCAUCAGUCUAGCAAUCCACGAUCAUCCUGAGCUCAAUUACAAAGAAUUCAAAGCUUAUACGUUGCUGGUAAACUUCUUUGAGGGAAUGCAUGGGUGGAAGGUUGAACCACAUGCUUAUGGGAUUGAGACUGCUUUUAUUGCUUCCUUUGAGAACGAGGGAGUUGACAAGGAGAAGGGAAAGCAGAAGGUUGUGAGUUUUAAUGUCGAGUAUGAUGCAUUACCGGGCAUUGGACAUGCUUGUGGGCAUAACCUUAUCGCUAUUGCUUCAAUCUCGGCUGCUUUGGCCACGAGACAUGUGAUGGAGAAGUUUGGAAUCGAGGGCAAAGUCGUGGUGUUUGGUACACCCGCCGAGGAAGGUGGCGGCGGUAAAAUCAAACUCCUUGAUGCCGGAGCAUACACAGAUCACAAAGUCGACAUCUCCUUAAUCUCCCACCCCGGCAUAACACCCGACGCCUCUUUGGUCCGCACAUCAGCCUACCUUGCCUUCUCAAUUUCAUACCACGGCAAAGAAGCCCACGCCGCCGCAGCACCCUGGGAAGGUAUAAACGCCCUCGACGCCAUGAUAACAGCCUACACCGCUCUAUCCGUCUUACGUCAACAAACUCAGCCCGGAGAUAUCAUACAAGGAUGCAUCACUUCAGGAGGUGCAAAACCCAACAUCAUACAUGCAUAUGCAGCAGGAGAUUUUGUGGUAAGGUCGAGUAGUAAGAGGAGAUUGGAGGGGUUGAAGAAGAGGGUGGAUAGGUGUUUUGAAGGUGCUGCUGUGGCUACGGGCGCGGAGUUGAAAACGAAGAUGCAGAGUAGGUAUUUGGAUCAUGUGCCUAAUGCUGCUCUGGGAAAGGGAUACGCAAAGUACUUCGAAGCAUUGGGGGGAAAGAUGCAGAGGCCGGAAAUUGAGCUUUUGAUUAGUUCGACACAGGCGAGUACAGAUCAGGGGGAUAUCAGUCAUGCUAUGCCGUCGCUUAGUCCUGGGUUCUGGAUUAAAAGUGUAGAUGCGGAUGGGAAGCAAGGUGGUGGACCGCAUACACCGGACUUUACAAGAGCGAGCAGGACGAAAGAGGCACAUGAGAAGGCAUUGAUGGUUGGAACGGCGUUGGCCGCUACGGCUAUUGAUGUCUUGACCGUGGACGGCUAUCUUGAUGAGAUCAAGAAGGAAUUUGAAGCCAGUCAAGGGGACUAG
Molecule: messenger RNA, 1314 nt
Organism: Aureobasidium subglaciale EXF-2481
Lineage: Eukaryota; Fungi; Ascomycota; Dothideomycetes; Dothideales; Saccotheciaceae
Exons: 3
Coding region: 1-1314 (437 amino acids)
Molecular function (GO): dipeptidase activity
Source: RefSeq, a predicted model, not a curated record